Molecule: messenger RNA, 1394 nt
Organism: Alosa sapidissima (American shad)
Lineage: Eukaryota; Metazoa; Chordata; Actinopteri; Clupeiformes; Clupeidae
Gene: txndc15
Product: thioredoxin domain containing 15
Exons: 5
Coding region: 146-1159 (337 amino acids)
Biological process (GO): cilium assembly
Cellular component (GO): cilium
Source: RefSeq, a predicted model, not a curated record
CUUUGAACCGGAAAAGAUUCUUCACAGGGUCUGCGUUCACUGCGUCUGUUUCUCUAGAGACGUUAUGCUAACUUUUCCUCGAUGCAUGUAAAAUAUUGCUAUUAAACAUGCUUUUACCAUCUUGUCACGUUUUAAAAUAACUACCAUGGGAUGUGCAGUGAUUACGUUGGAAUUUUUAUGCAUUUUAUCGUUUUCCCUUUUUGUUAUUUCAUUUACAGCAAGCCCAGAUAAAGAUGAGGUCCCUGAGUUCAAGGUGUCAGAUGAUUACAUGGACGCAGAGCAGACUCUCGAAUAUACGAUGGAGGAAACACAGGUUGUUACUAAACAGCAGUACAAAACCGCUGAAAUAGCAGAUGCAGUGAUGGGAAUUGAGGUACCACCCAGUUCAGCUGGAAUCAAGUCACUCAUCCCAAACUCUGCAGAUCCCAUCACCGGGUUCACGGCUCCUUGUGAUGAGGAGACAUGUGUCAGUGAGACUCCAGAGGAGGCAGACGAGUUGGACGUCAAAGAGAACGAGGAACGCCUAACUUUAGAAAUGAUCCACACCGAUAGUUUGGCUAGCGAAGAAAACGCCACAGAAACAGCAAAAACGUAUAAAGUGAACUGCGAUAAAAGAAAUAUCACCGGAAUGGACAAUUUCACAGUUCAGGUUCUCAAUGCAUCACAGGACUUGAUGGAUUUUCUUAACGUCAAUGGCACAGAAUGCUCCCUGGUUCUGUUUUUCACUACUUGGUGCCAGUUCUCUGCCAGCCUUGCCCCACACUUCAAUGCAGUACCCCGUGUGUUUCCCACAAUGCACUUCUUGGCUCUGGAUGCCUCUCAGCAUGGCAGUCUUUCCACGCGAUUUGGUACAGUUGCAGUCCCCAACAUACUGUUGUUUCAAGGAGUGAAACCAAUGGCCAGGUUUAAUCACACAGACAGAACCCUUGAAACACUGACAUCAUUCAUAGUCAAUCAAACAGGUUUUGAAGCCAUUUCAGAUCAGAUUGUGACAGAGGAGGAUACUAUCGGUCCUCUUCCAAGUGUGCCUGUGAAGAGCAUAGAUUGGCUCCUUGUCUUCUCUAUCCUGUUUAUAAUUGGCUUUACAGUGUAUGCCAUCUUGCGAACAGACAGUGUCCGCUGGCUCAUACCAGGACAAGAUCAUGAACAUCAGGACUAAGCACUGGCAGUUACACUGCUGUUUUUUGUUUUGUUUGUUUGUUUGUUGUAAUUAUUUUCUUCACGUCCCCUCACAAGUGACAUUGUGAUUGGGAUUGGUGUAUUUAUUGUGUUUGGAGAUUUGGGGUUGCACUGAGCAGAUUUCAUUUCAGAGGUUUUCUAAUUUCUUCACAUUUGUCAUGCUUUUAACUUUUGCAAUCAUUCGAUUUCUCUGAAUAAAAAAAAUAAUCAACCAA